This is a messenger RNA of Aspergillus alliaceus, 4341 nucleotides long. RefSeq names its product GTP-Rho binding exocyst subunit SEC3. Gene Ontology annotation, cellular component: plasma membrane; exocyst. The record is from RefSeq and is a predicted model, not a curated record. The transcript has 4 exons. Lineage: Eukaryota; Fungi; Ascomycota; Eurotiomycetes; Eurotiales; Aspergillaceae. Bases 1 to 4341 code for a protein of 1446 amino acids. Gene Ontology annotation, molecular function: phosphatidylinositol-4,5-bisphosphate binding. Gene Ontology annotation, biological process: exocytosis; Golgi to plasma membrane transport.
AUGUCGAGGGCUGAGAAAUUCGAAGACGAGAAGAGACGGAUCAUUCAAAGCUGCUUCGCAAAGAAAGAUGGAGAUGGCUCUUUGGUUGAAUCCUAUAUCACACAUGUUCGCAUCACAGAAGAUGCCGCGUACCCAUCAUCACCGGCUCCUCCAAAUUCGCCGCCCGAAAAUAAAAAGCCUCGAGCGAUAAUUGUUUCUGUGAGAAGGUCAGGUAGGGUACGCGUGCACAAAGCAAGAGAGAAUAACGAUGGUUCAUUUUCCAUUGGCAAGACAUGGAUGCUAGACGACUUGUCUGCAAUACAGUCGUACACUGCUUGGGUACCAUCAUCUCCAAUGGAACAACAGCAAAAGCAGUGGGCUUCGAAUGUUGGCUUUAUGGUGACUGUUGGGAAACCCUACUACUGGCAUGCUAGGACAUCUAAAGAGAAGGAUUUCUUCAUAGGUAGUCUGGUGAAGAUCUACCGAAAAUAUACCGGCGGAAAGGUACCGGAGCUGAUAGGCUUCGAUGAUCGUGAGCGACAGUUGCUAGCUGGGAUGGCCCCCUCGGGUGCCAAACCUCCUGGCCAAGGACCCCCGCGACCUGAAGUGGCACUUCCUCCUCCAGGUCCACCACAUUCAUCCCAUGGUAGCCGGCCUCAGUCCCCUUAUUCGAGUCGUGCCCCCAGUCGCGAUGGGCCCCGACGGCUACCCUCUGAGGAGCAGUCCCUAAGAGCUCAACGAAGUCGGGAUCAAAUGGGGAGACCAUCCACAGCCCAGUCUGGUCACUCUGGGAGAAGUAUUCCCCCACCCCCACCACUUGUUCCUCCUCAACAUCCCCCACCCGUACCCCCUGACCAGCGAGACCAGCCACCUCCUCGGUCAGUUGAGCGUCUUGCAUCCGAAAAUAGGAUACACAAGUCACCAGUAUCUCCCGAAUCGAGGGGUCUAGAUAUCCCCACCAGCUUACUGGCCGCUUCGGCUUCGAGUCAGCGAGAUAGACCAGGUGGAGAGACUGAUCGUAGCCUAGCCACACGCCCAGAGGCCCGGCCACCACCAUCACGCGAUGGGAAGGGCAUGCCAGAGUCAGAGCUUCAUACUCAGGACUUAGCGUUCAAUUUACCUAGGCACAACAAAGACGGCUCCCGGCCUACAACUGCUCAGUCGGCCCAGGCUGAAAGUCGAAAUGCUAACCCAAGUCCGGUCAGCAACCUGGGACCGAAACCAGCCUUCAAUGAGAACAGUACUGAGGCUUUCAGUCCCGAGGUUCCCACAGAGUCCCAUGAUAACAAUAUAUCCGACCGCGCCCCCGAUAUACAGCCUGUCGAAGUACCACCUGCGUUGAAGCUGCCCUCGUCAGGUGCUGAUAACAGUCCAGCACCGGCCGAGGUUGAGGUAAUGGCAUUAUCAGUAUCCACCAAAGAAUCACAGCUCAACGAACCGGUCCAGGAGAGUGGGCCAAUGUCUCCAUCAGCCAGUCCCCAUGAGACCCCCACAUCGCCCGUUGAAGAUGAUAUGGACGCACACCGCCCAGGUCUUGGGCCUAUGAUCAAGAAAAAGCAAAAUAUGGAGGUUACAGGCGCACUUCGUAAGGCCGCUACUGCCUAUGGGGCUUUCAAGCCGAGACCCGGAGGUGCUGGUGAGAGGCUAUUAGCCGCCGCAAAGAAACAAAAAGCCGAGGAAUCUCAAGAACCCGAUGGAAUUACUGGGGUUGUGCCCGCGCCCUCUCUCCGUACAGCCAUUGACCUCGUGGCCUCUCCCGAAACACCGGAUAAAGAGAUACCGUCUUUUGCAUCUCCAGUGAAGGAGGUACCAUCUCCAGCUAAAUCUCCUAUACUAGAGCCACCUACUGUAGAAGUAACACAAGCCGCCUCCGAGGAGACUGCUGUCACCCCCGUUCAGACUCCAGAGAAUCCGAGAGACACCUCAAGAGCCAUUGUGAAAGUCGUUGCAGACGAAAGAGCGAGGUCCGUAUCUCCGUCUCCUCAUGAUCGGCGUCGCAGACGUCACGAAGACAACACGAUCAAAUACUGCCAGGCACUUGGGAUUGAUCCCAGCAGUGUUGAUGGGCGUGGUGUGGAUUUCGACGACAUAUUGACCGACCUUGGAUGGAAUGGGCGCUUGAAUGACGAGAAAAAAAUUGAGGAUCUUGAGGCGGAUGUCCGUCGUGAGAUCGGUCGUGUCGAGGCUACUAGCUGGCUAGGUAAUCUUGAACAGCAGGAGGGCAAAAUUGAUCAGCUUGCCAAGUUGAUCGAUAAAACUAUCGAGGAGUGUGAAGAGUUGGAUAAUCUUCUAACUCUGUAUUCGCAUGAGCUCAAUACGCUUCAUGAUGAUGUAGCAUAUAUAGAAACACAAUCUCAAGGUCUGCAAGUGCAGACUGCCAACCAGAAACUACUCCAUAACGAGCUCCAAAAUCUUCUGAAAACACUUUCUAUCUCAUCUGUUGACUUACGGUCUCUGAAAGAAGCGUCGCUGAGUAACCCUGAUGGGCUGAGGGAUACUGAGUCUGCAUUAUCAACAUUGUACAAAGCUAUGCUGAUGAUCGACUCUGAUAUAUGGCAAAAUAAGAAGCGAUUGGUCGAUGCAGCAGGGGAUCAUGGCAGCGUGGGCGUGUAUGCUGAUACAGAAAUUGGCCAGAUGCGUGCAAUCAAAGAGAAGAAGGAAGAGUUUCGCUCGGAGUCUCGGUUGUUUCUGCAGCGACUCAAGCAGUUUAUGGUUAUUGCUUAUAAGGUUGCUGAACAGAAAAGGGUUGACGCUGCUGCUCAUACCCCAAAAGAUCCCAUGAAGCUCGACAGCGAAGCACGAGAAUACUUCCGCCGAGAGCUAUGGAUGUAUAACGCUCUAAUGCUCUUUGCAAGAGAAGUUAGCGGAGCAGAGUGGCAUGGGCUUAUCAAUCUGUACGAACAACAGGCUAAACAGCCUUAUCAGAAUGAGUUCCGUGACAACGGCUUUGCUUGGAAAAAGGCGUCAAGGAAGCCUUCUGGAGAGGAGCAGGAGCUUCUAUUUACACACCAGGAGAAAGAAAAAGAAAGCGAGGGCAUCACUUUGGCCGCCCGGAAACUAACGGUGAAACGAGGCAAGACUAUGAGAGCUGCAGCAGGUCUCAGGAUCCCUUCCAGUGACAAGCAGCACGGAAAGCUAGAGCCUUACGAAGUGUUUGCGGGCGCACUUCAUGAGGCCUUAGGCAUGAUAUCCGAGGAGCAAAACUUUCUAGUUCAUUUCUUUCACCUAAGCUCACUCUCACACAUCGAUUUCCCUGAUCUCAUCGCUUCUGCCGACCCGGAUGAGCGUCAGUUACCCGAUUUUAGCGCUAAGCAGUUGCACGACCCGGAUCGAGGGAUGGCAAGGAAAGUGGAACAGAUUAUGGACGAGUUAUUUUCAUUCUGGCCGAUUGAGAUGCAGAACCUCGUGGAUUGGUCCAUCAAAUCUGAUCCUCUGCAAGGAAUUGGUAUCCUGUACGCUUUGGAGAAGGCUGUUUUGGAUUUGGAAGACACCAAUCAAGACUUUAUUAUCCACUCGCUCCAGAAGCUCCAUUCUCGGUUGAUCGGCCUGUUCAAUCGGUUUGUGGACGAACAGAUCCGUGGAAUCGAAGAUACCAAGGUCAAGGUGAACAAGCGAAGGGGGGUUAUUUCCUUCAUGCGAGUCUUCCCCCAUUUUUCCACGGCUGUUGAAAACAUGCUGUCACAACCGUCACAAGAGUUCUGCGAUAUUCGAAUCAGUGUGAAUGAAGCGUACAACCGCAUCAACCGCGCUAUGUGGGAGUCACUUAAGUUUAUCGCCAAAGAGGCUCCUGGCCAACCGAAUGGCGCAGCGGCAACGUCAGGCGACCCGGAAGAUAAGGAAGCGCUAAAUUAUCACAUUCUCCUGAUCGAGAACAUGAACCAUUAUAUCGAGGAGGUGGACGUUCGAGGCCUGCCCGUUCUAGAAAAAUGGCGCGAACGGGCAUAUCAAGAUUAUCACGAGCAUAUGAAGCUCUAUCUAGACUCUGUCAUCCACCGGCCACUGGGAAAGUUACUCGAGUUUGUUGAAUCAGCGGAAAGUCUACUGGCGGCUACUAGCAACCCAACCGAUAUCUCAAGCCGUCCUAGUCACUCACGGUCUGUCGCAAAGAAAGUGCUGGCCACAUACGAUGCGAAAGAAAUGCGACGUGGAAUUGAGUCACUUAAGAAGCGGGUAGAGAAGCACUUUGGAGAUGCCGACGACCCUGGACUCAGCCGAAGCCUAGUGUUGAAGGUGCUUCGAGAAUGUGAAAGUCGGUAUGAGGGAGCGUAUGACCGCACCCGACGCGUCCUCAAUACGGUGUACGAGGGCCAGUUGGACCUCGAAUGGCGCAAGGAGGACGCCAUUGCCAUGUUCAAGAAGUAA